AUGGAAGGUCGCGGGUUGACCCUCCGAAGUAGAACGCGCCGUGCUCGUCCUCAAAUCAGUGCUCCAAAGCCCAUAUCCGGACCGCUUCCACCUAACAUCAAGGGUACCGAUUCGGGUCAGGGAAACAAUAUCUCCAAGUCAGUGUCUCGCGAGCGAAUCCCUACGAAUGGCGCCACCUCAGAUCUAGUAAAACGGAGAUACUCAACGCGAUUCAAUCAAGCUCCAGAAUUCGAUGCCAGCGCCCCCCUCAACUAUGGCGGAUUGGGUCCUCCGGAAGCCAGCAAAAAGCCGUCGUCCGGCUCCUCCGGGCCGCCGCAAGUUGAUUUGAAUGCAUUGAGGGAUCCAAGUCUGCCGGUAGACAGAUAUGUAGCAAACCUGCUCGCCAAUGCUACGGAAGAAGAAAUCGAAGAGUACCAAAACAAUCUACGGAAAGUGAGAAACAGAACGUCCACCGACCUCCAGCAGAAUGUGUACCAGAAUCGCACCCAGUUCAUCAAGAUCAGUAAGGAGGCGGAGAAGCUCAAGGGCGAGAUGCGGACGCUACGCACUCUGAUGGCGGAACUCACCACCGCUCUGGGCCAGACAGCUAUUGGAAAUGCCCCCAAUCCUAUGUCACCGACGGCGGAUGACUGGGUACCGAAGCGCAAUGCGAAUCGCAGUUCAGUAGCCAAUCUCGAAAGCAUGUGGAACGUCCAGCUUCAAACACUAUGGAAGACGGUGGAAGGAUCGCAGAAGUUCUUGCCUGUAGCUCCAGGCCGGCAUAUUGUGAUGGAGACAGGGCAGUGGGUCGAGCUGGACUCGGCCACGUGGAAGCCUAGGCGCCCUGUUCACAUCGUGCUUCUGAACGACCAUCUACUGGUGGCUGCGAAAAAGCGAAAGCGGGUCGACCAAAGCAACCCCAACCAUCGAGGGCCGGUUCCGACGAAACUUGUUGCGGAGGAGUCCCGCGAAGAAGCCGAAGAGCGGGGCAUCGCAAACGCAAUCAAUGUCCGAGUAGGCUCAAAGACUUUCACAUAUCGCCACGACAAGCGGGAUAGUUCCGACAAGAGCGAGCUUCUUGCGACUUUUCGAAAAGCGGUGGAGGACCUUCGACGAACACUGCGGUCUGAGACAGAAACGGCGACUAAGCCCACCGAUGGCUUUGGCUAUGCAGGUGUCAGACAUUCCGUUUCCCAAAAGUCAGAUCUCAAUGCUUCAGACGCUUCCCGCGACAAGCCCGAAGUUCGCAUUGAUGUUGAUGGAAAGCAGCAGAAUAUUCGAUGGGUGGAUGGACAAGUGGAUGACCUCGACAUCGAUAUCGCCCUCCAGCGUUUCGAAGAAGCAGUUUCUGGCAUUGAGCGGCUCAGAAAAUUAGCCAGGGGCUUGAAGGGGAACUCGGUUGCGCAGCAAAUCAUCAACAGCAAGGUCGACGAACGCGCGGCAAAGCUGGCCAGUGUCUUAUCACGAGCAUUAGCUGGCACUCACUCGUUCUUGAAUGCCACCAAGACGAACGUUACCUGGCUCACUCGUCUAGGCUUUGAGGAUCAGGCUCGGGAGGCCUACUUGAAAGCCCGAUCCGAUGUGAUAUCCAAAAGGGUCCGGGCAUGUGUCUUCGAGGGCGAUCUCCCUCUCUAUAUAUUCCAGGUUUCCUAUGUCUAUUUCACCUUGAUCAAAAACACAAUCAACAUCUACCAGCAAUGCUUCCCGGCUGUUAUGACAAGUGCGUGCAUCAAGUGGGCCAAACACCACUUGGACGGAUUCAAUGCCCUUCUCACCCGGCAGCUCAGCAGCGUACAGCGAGGCACGACUGUCUGGCAGAAAUGCAUCGAUAUCGUACAUGAGCAUGCCGACUCUCUGACCGAAGUCGGUGUAGACUUCGCCGACCUUGUUGCCAAGGGUUUGGAUCUGCAUGAUGAUGGUGGCGAGAAGCCACAAAUGACUCGGUCGGAGUCUCUCAUUUCGGGGCUGGCGGAUGCUGCACGGGACCAUGCUUUUUGA
Messenger RNA from Aspergillus novofumigatus IBT 16806, 1977 nucleotides. RefSeq names its product exocyst subunit EXO84. The transcript is spliced from 5 exons. The record is from RefSeq and is a predicted model, not a curated record. Gene Ontology annotation, cellular component: exocyst. Lineage: Eukaryota; Fungi; Ascomycota; Eurotiomycetes; Eurotiales; Aspergillaceae. The coding region runs from base 1 to 1977 and encodes 658 amino acids. Gene Ontology annotation, biological process: exocytosis; intracellular protein localization; Golgi to plasma membrane transport.